Entrophospora sp. SA101 is the source of this 1050-nucleotide messenger RNA. The record is from the annotation of a GenBank genome assembly. NCBI's taxonomy places the organism in Eukaryota, Fungi, Glomeromycota, Glomeromycetes, Entrophosporales, Entrophosporaceae.
AUGCCAAUUCCAUCAUUUACACAUCCUAGCAAAACCUUGAGAUCACAACCUGAUGAAAAGCAAGAAAAAACAAAAAUACCUGCUGAAAGUAAUGCUAGCAUUAGUAGUAAGUCGAGAAAGAUUGUUGAUCAAGAUUUUGCAGAAUUUCUUCCAAAGAGACAAAGCAGCAAAAAAUCAAAAGAAAAAUAUAUCAAUUUGGAUGUGUUGAAUGAUUAUGAAGCUGCCAAUCUAUAUAAAGUUAUGUUCCAAGCUGAUGACAAUGAUGUCAAAGGAAUUGCAAGUAAACAACCAUGUAUUAAAAAACCAGACCUUUUGGAAGAUGCAGUGGCACAAUUAUCCAAAACAUACCUUGCAGAAGCACUACUUGAAUGCAAUAUCUUGGUUGCAAUUAAGCAUUUGCUGGAACCUUUACCUGAGGUUAUACCCAAAAAUCACGAAUUGGUGCUUUUGCUAGAGUCGAGAAAGAUUGUUGAUCAAGAUUUUGCAGAAUUUCUUCCAAAGAGACAAAGCAGCAAAAAAUCAAAAGAAAAAUAUAUCAAUUUGGAUGUGUUGAAUGAUUAUGAAGCUGCCAAUCUAUAUAAAGUUAUGUUCCAAGCUGAUGACAAUGAUGUCAAAGGAAUUGCAAGUAAACAACCAUGUAUUAAAAAACCAGACCUUUUGGAAGAUGCAGUGGCACAAUUAUCCAAAACAUACCUUGCAGAAGCACUACUUGAAUGCAAUAUCUUGGUUGCAAUUAAGCAUUUGCUGGAACCUUUACCUGAAACUAUAAGACAAUUAGCUACUCAACUUGUAGAAAAGUGGAGUAGAUCAAUACUUGGAUUAAGUGAUGAUUAUCGAGAAGUAGCUCCUACACUAUCAAGAAAGUAUUAUAAAAAAGGUUUAGCUACAACAGUCAAUUUUAAUAGUAAUCAGACAUUUUCUUCAGACAUAAAUUCUAUAUCAUCAGUUCAACAACAAGAUGAUAGAGAAAAUUUACAAGAAAUUGAAGAUGAUGCUGAUAAAUUGAUAGAUUUAGCUGAUGUGGUUGAUAAUGAAGUUCCAAAUAUUUAA